Messenger RNA from Uloborus diversus, 1341 nucleotides. Its product is annotated as polyadenylate-binding protein 2-like. Gene Ontology annotation, molecular function: RNA binding. NCBI's taxonomy places the organism in Eukaryota, Metazoa, Arthropoda, Arachnida, Araneae, Uloboridae. The record is from RefSeq and is a predicted model, not a curated record. The coding region runs from base 139 to 780 and encodes 213 amino acids. The transcript is spliced from 9 exons.
CGAGCGGCGAAUUAUCUGCAAGGCUGCAAACAGGAACAAGAACGGUGGACGUAUUUGUUUAAAAGAAUUAUUAAAUUGUUAUAGCAUAAGUGUUAAAAUACCUGCUCUUUAUUUGCUAAUAUUAUUUGAAGCUGAAACAUGUCAGAAGAAAUUACAGAAGUUGACGAUAGUAUCUUCAACGCGUCUGUGGACAGCGUUCAGAAUGGCGAUGAUAUAUCUCUUAAUCCAAUGGAAGAUGGUGAUCCGGAUUUAGAAGCCAUUCGAGCAAGAGUCAAAGAAAUGGAAGAUGAAGCUGAAAAAAUUAAACGAAUGCAAAAUGAAGUAGAAAAGAUGAAUGCACCUACACCUGGUAAAACUCUUUCAGCGGGUGUGUUAUCUUUAAGCUACGAGGAGAAGAUGGAAGUUGAUUCUCGGUCUAUUUAUGUAGGUAAUGUUGAUUACGGUGCCACAGCAGAAGAACUGGAGCAGCAUUUUCAUGGCUGUGGUUCUAUUAAUAGGGUCACAAUACAAUGUGAUAAAUACAGUGGGCAUCCGAAAGGAUUUGCAUAUAUUGAAUUUGCGGAUAAAGAUUCUGUGUCCACAUCUACCGCUUUAGACGAGUCUCUAUUUCGAGGCAGACAGAUAAAGGUUUUACCAAAACGUACAAAUCGCCCUGGUAUUAGUACUACAAACCGAGCUCCAAGGGGAAGAUUUCGUAGAUUAUCAAGACCAUCCUACUAUGGAGGUUACAGACCAAUGAGAAGAUCAUUUAGACGACGAAGUUGGUACUUUCCAUACUGAUAUUCAUUCCAUUGUCCUUUUUAACUGUCACCUCAUCUAAUGACUUGGUAAAAUGUGUGCAUCAAAGAAAAAAAAUAAAAGAAAAAAAAGAGAAAAAAGAAAAAAUAAUAAUAAAAGAAAAAAGAAAAAAAUAUAUAAAACAGCAAAAAAGAGAAAAAAAAGGAAAAUAUUGUAUAAAGAAAAAAAGAAUAUAUAUGGCUGUAGAAAAGAAACUGAAUAAUAAAAUGUUCAUAAAUUAAACUGCCUGUCUAUUUUACUUCCAAUGUUUUGCAUUUUGCAUUAUCAACAAUAAUUUCAAACCAUGCUUAUGUUAAUAAAUAAAUACCUUUGUGCUGAGAAAUAACAGGAAAUAUCUAAGGUUGUUUAGCAGAAAUGAACAGAUUGUAAACAUUAGCACAAAUAAACAAUUCUGUUUAUUUGUGCUAAACAACGUUGGACAUUUCCUGUCAUGCUUAUGUUGUUUCAAAACAAUUGCACCUAUUAAUUGCUGUCUGAAAAGUUGAAAAAGUAAAGCUUAAUUGUUUUAAACUUAUACAGGGUUUGUUCUAAUCUGCCAUACGA